This is a messenger RNA of Chenopodium quinoa (quinoa), 1868 nucleotides long. RefSeq lists its product as uncharacterized. The transcript is spliced from 4 exons. NCBI's taxonomy places the organism in Eukaryota, Viridiplantae, Streptophyta, Magnoliopsida, Caryophyllales, Amaranthaceae. The record is from RefSeq and is a predicted model, not a curated record. Bases 232 to 1368 code for a protein of 378 amino acids.
AUUGCUCUAUUGAAGCGCAUUCAACGUUCUCCAUUGAAGCGCAGUUGCCGUUCUCCGUUGAAUCUAGUUCUUGUAUCCUCCAUUGAAGCAGCUUCUGAGUGUUGCCACAGGGAAUGUGUUUUGGAGGACCGAAUUAGUGCUUUGCCAGAUGAUAUUCUAAUAUCAAUUAUAUCUCACCUAAAGCUGAGGGAAGCGGCAAGAACAAGUGUCUUAUCUCACAGAUGGAGAUUUAUGUGGACACUCACCAACGGCGCAUUGGACUUUGUUGAAUUUGUACCAAUAUGUGAUGCAGUGCGUACUCGUGGAUGGGAGAACUUACUUGAAACUGCAAGGAGCAGGUUUGUAGAAUGGGUGAAUUUGGUCUUGUGCCUACAUAAGGCUCCGACAAUAGAUGAAUUUAAAGUUUGCUUAAAUUUUGAAAUUGGAAGUUCAGAUGUUGUAGAUAGCUGGAUCAAGUUUGCAUUAGAAAAGCAUGCUAAAAGGCUUAUAUUGGAUCUAGGCUAUGGAUGUUUCAACACUCAUCCGAAGUAUGCUUUAAGAGCACAGUUAUUUAGCAAUUGUAAUCUUAGUUGCUUGACUACUCUUCAUUUGAAAAGCAUUGUGGUGACUGGAGAAGUUCUUGGGUAUAUGUUAUCCUGUUUCCCGUUGCUUCAAGUUUUGCACCUCCAUGGGUUAUUAUCAUUAGUAGAGCUGAAAAUUGCUGGCCCAUCACCUAGUCUUAGGUGUCUGGUGAUAAAGGAUUGUUGGUUUAUGCGGUACCUUGAAGUUCAUGCUGUCAAUCUUAAGUCCUUCGGUUAUUGUGGUCCUAAUAUACUUAAAUAUUUUAAGGAAGUUCCUUGUCUAGUCGAAGCAGAUGUUGAUGAAGUUUUCUUGGUCAAGAAUAUUUGCCAAUUUUCAAGUUGUUUUUCUCUGUUAGAGUCACUAUCUCUACACCUACCUCCACAACGAUUGAAAUGGAUGCAUGAAUAUUUCCCCAAGCUUCCCAAGUUUAAUAAACUUAGAUGGUUGAAAUUUAGCACAGCAUUAGAUAAUGUUGAUGGUUGCCUUAGCCAGUGCACAAAGCUAUUGAAGGCAUCUCCAUCACUGCAGAGAUUUGUGCUAAAGUUAAAGGUGUUCGGGAAAAUAAAUAGUGACAUUAAGAUUCGAAGAAGAAAGACCAUUUACCAACACAAGCAACUGAAGGUGAUAGAAUUUAUCGGCUUUCGUGGGUGUGCGAAAUAUGCUAAACUGGUUCAACGUCUACUUGCUAAGCUUCCAUCAUUGGAAAAGGUAGUUGUUGAUCCUCAACCUGUAUUACCAGUUCAUAAAGGUUAUGGAGAGUGGGAUUUGGAGAAGACUAUUGCUACUGCUCAACUGCUGCACAAAUAAUUUUCUCCAGCCGCAAAAUUAGUCAUAUCUAGGAGUAGACCUGUCGAUUUGAGUCAACAGGUUGGGUUCGGGUUAGAUUUCGGGCCGGAUUCGUGUUUCUCUGAGUGAUUUCGGGUUAUUGGGUUGGGUGACAGCUCUGACUUGGAGUGAUUGAAUCAAGCAAAUAUCCUAUGAAACUGAUGUGCUAUUCAGAGACAUCAUAAUUGAGGUUGCUGUAAGAACUACAGAGAAGAAUUUUUGUUAAGAUAGGUGCUGCACAUGAAGAGUGACUUUUCCCAGCCCUUCUUAGAGGGUAGGGGUUUAGUUACACGGAUGCCUGAGCACUGUUACUAUUUUUUUGCAGGGAAAGCACAUCUAUUUUGUUUUAUUGUGGCAUUGAUGGUCUAUAUUAUUAACGCUUAUUUUGUAGUAAAUUUCUUUUAAUUGGCCAAAAAAAGAGAAAUUCCAAGCUGAUGCAAAGAUAAUUGUGGAACGUUUAUCGUUUUUUUUUUUUUUUUUUU